Molecule: messenger RNA, 513 nt
Organism: Zingiber officinale
Lineage: Eukaryota; Viridiplantae; Streptophyta; Magnoliopsida; Zingiberales; Zingiberaceae
Exons: 2
Coding region: 90-383 (97 amino acids)
Source: RefSeq, a predicted model, not a curated record
UAUACGUGAACCUCCAGUUAACCUAAUUGAGGGAUCCCUUUAUUAAACCGCUUGGGAGGUCGAGGCGCGCGGCGGUGAUCGAGCGGAAGAUGGAAAAGGGUAUACCAGGCGGCGGUCAGGGCGACGUCAAGCAGCUCGCGGAUUGCACUGUUGCCAAUGCACUCGGAACAUGGUUUUUCUCCGUAGCUGGUGCUUUAAUUGCAAUUCCCGUCGGAAUACGCAGGAAAUCACUGGGGCCAUUGGUAUUCUUUGGUACCACUGGCACCAUGCUCGAUAUCAUAAUAGGAAUCAGCCAGUGCGAAAGAGAACAUGCAGAGCACCAGAUGAGACUCUUAGAAGCCCAAAACCAUGAAAACACUGUGCCAGUGGAUGCAGAAAGUUAACUUUGGCUGUCUCAAUUUAACUCAUCUGUUUUCUUCUUUUACGUAUCCAUCUUGUAUCGAUCAUGAAACUAAAUCUCAACUUUUCAUUUGAAAUGAAUGUCGUUUCAAUAAGAUCUAUUUCCUUGUUUCA